Messenger RNA from Seriola dumerili (greater amberjack), 1031 nucleotides. RefSeq lists its product as uncharacterized. The transcript has 6 exons. Bases 135 to 941 code for a protein of 268 amino acids. NCBI's taxonomy places the organism in Eukaryota, Metazoa, Chordata, Actinopteri, Carangiformes, Carangidae. The record is from RefSeq and is a predicted model, not a curated record.
UAAGAGAGGUAACUACAGCAAAGUAAAAAUAGACUACAAUGGAGCACACCUCACUGACUAAACACAGUGAUGCCCUGUAGCCUGAGAGCAACCGUGUCAGACAGACAACCCGUUUUGUUCAAGACGGCUGGAAUAUGCCAAACGAUUGUCAGACUGAACUGGUGGGUCUGCUGCUGUUAUUUCUGGCCUUGUUGAUGUCUAUGUGUCUCAAUCUGUUCUUCUGCAUCAGACAAAGAGCCUAUUUUUGCAGAGACAAAGGCAAUUGCUGUUACCCAAAGAAUUAUGAAGGAGGAGGCCUUUCACCGGAUGUAGGCAAUUAUUUUCAUGACCUCAAUCAUCACGAGCAGCAGGAAAAUCCCCACAAUGAUCAUGAGCAACAGGAAAAUCCAAUCUAUGGCAACAUCAGCACAGACAGAAGAGGUUCAGGUCGUGUAGAGGUUUGCUAUGAGAUGAUGACCAUGCAUCGUUUGAAGCCUUUAGAGCCUGACCUCAAUUACGCCUCCCUUGAUCUGAAGUUGGCAAAGAAACGUAAGAAGAAGCAUCGCCAUCAGCAAGACCAGACUCAGAGCCGAAGCAACCGUAAGGAUCAGCUGCCUGUUCAACUCACGCCGCCCGUGAAUUCUUUCUUGGAGGUGGAAGGAGACGUGGACGCUCACCUUCCUUCCAGAGACACCAGCACCAUGGUCUCACACAGUAGCAUCUACCUGAACAGUCAACAGAUAGCCCAAGAGACAGAGGAGAUGGAAAGAGAGAGGGGCAUAAACAUGGAGAGGGAGAUCACAGGAUGGGAGGGGAUGAAAAUGCAGGAGGAUGAGGGAAUUAGAGAAUGGAAAGGAGAGAAAGAGGGUGAGGAAGGAAAAGAUAGACAAGGUGUUGGUAAUGGGACCGUGUGUGCACAGCUUUCAGACUUACAGGCUAUUCAGAAUGGCACAGAUCAAUAAGCACAUAUCACAUUAAUACUUGCUGUUUCAAACUGUUCAGAACUUGAUUCUAGGUCACCUGGAAAUGCGAAAUAAAGAUAUUAUCUAUUA